This is a messenger RNA of Bursaphelenchus okinawaensis, 1907 nucleotides long. Lineage: Eukaryota; Metazoa; Nematoda; Chromadorea; Rhabditida; Aphelenchoididae. The record is from the annotation of a GenBank genome assembly.
AUGGCAGAUCUGGGAAAGGCAGAGCACAUCAGAGUAGAGCAUAGCAGGGCAAGGCAAGGCAGUGCUGUGCAGGGCAAGACAGAGCAAAGCAAAGCAGGGUAGGAUAAGGCAGGACAUGGCGGGACAAGGUAGGGCAAUGCAUAACAUGGGAUGGAAUGGCAGAGAACUUGCACUAAACAAUACCAAAAACAAAAAGUAAAGCCGAAACCUUGUCGCUUAUUACUUUACUCUGUUUACUCUUCGAAAAGUAAACGUUUUGACAACCGCACUUAUCACCAACCAUUAACUUUACACCUUUAAUAUGGACGGUUUUAAAGCGGACCGGAAACUUUGGCGAAUCAAUAACAUUGACUUUGUAUUCGUUGAGAGAUCACCUCUGAUUAUUCAUGGCGGAAGUUUGUUUAUCGAGCAAUUCUAGGAUUCUGACUCACUCUGCGCGAACCUCGAUUGUCAUUUUGAGUAGUAAAGAUUAACGAUUAUAUCAUACGACGAGCGGUUUCUUAACUUUAACUGACGUAUAUGAUAUUAUGAUCUUAUGUUGGGUUGCUUAAAUUGUGUAGCUAGUAUAGGACUAAAGUAGAGGUGGGAAAAAUAGAGCAAGGUAGGCUAAGGGUUGUUUAAAGUAUAGCUAGGCUAGGGAUAAAAUAGAGAGUAGGCUGGGCUAAACUGGGCUGGGCUAAGGUUGGGCUUGGUUUGACUUGACUUGGCUUAGCUAGGCUGCGCUGGGCUAAUCUUGGUUUAACGUGACUUGGCUUUACUUGUCUUGGCUAAGCUAGGGCAAGGCAAAAGCAAGGCCAGUGUUUUUCCUAAACCGUCUGGUCCGCACUCAUUUUCAGCCCGGACCGGAGAAAAACGAAAAAAUUUUGGACGAACCGGGUCGAGCUUUAAAAAUAGUCGGGCCGGACCUGAAAAAAAAUCCUGGGAUGGUCUAGGCAAAACACUGGUCAAGCCAACCAAAAACUAAGGUUAGGCUGGGCAAGGUCAAUGCCUUCUUGUCUUGUGCUGAAGUUUUUAACUUAUCUUUGCGUACUAAUGUUAUUAUUUUUACUAUUUUUAUUUAUUCCCUUUUUCAACGCAAGAUAUAUAAGACGUGAGGGGGAUGAUGAGGGUGUGGUGAAUUAUUUUUAUUGAGAAGCUAAAUAAAGAUAGUUUUUAGGAUGUUGUCAACAACAAAGUGGCUUCUUUUGUCGUGUUUUUCUCGGUACCACAGCCGCUAUCGGUACAAUUCAAAGCGCUGCGGUAAAAGGAGUUUUAAAAUGUAAUGGUGAACCAGUCAAAGAUGUGUUAGUCAAGUUGUACGAUGAUGACAGUGGUAAGUGUUGAUUAUAUGAUUUUUCGUCAUUUUCUACUAUUUUUUUAUAUUAAAAUUUAUUAUUUUUAAAAUAAGAAUUUACAAAGGUGAUUUUAGAAUUUUUAAAAUUGUAAAAUACGGAGUGUAAAUCCAAAUUUUUUUAAAAUAUAUAAAUUUAAAAAAUUAAGAAUAUUAGCUAAAUUUUUGAAAAAAAAAUAUUUUAGGCUUGGACGCUGAUGACCUAAUGGACACAUCACAUUCAGAUGAGAAGGGUGAAUUCGAAUUGUCAGGUGAUACUGAUGAAAUUGGAACUAUCGACCCAAAAGUCAACAUUUACCAUGAUUGUGACGACAAACUCGUGGUAGGUUGGUAAAAUACGUUCGUUCCUGUUUGGGUUAUAAAAAUCUUUUUUAAAUUUUAGUUUUAAUUUUUUUUUUAGUUUUGUUAAAUCUAAGAUUUAAAUUUUUCUGUUUAGCCAUGCCAACGAAAAGUGACAAUAAAGCUGCCCGACAGUUAUGUGACAAAAGGCAGUAAGAAACCAAAGAAGGUGUACAAUAUUGGAAGCCUAGAGCUGGCUGGAAAGUACCCUGGAGAGACGAGAGACUGCAUACAUUAA